Messenger RNA from Seminavis robusta, 2222 nucleotides. The record is from the annotation of a GenBank genome assembly. Lineage: Eukaryota; Bacillariophyta; Bacillariophyceae; Naviculales; Naviculaceae.
UUAGUAAUAGCAUAAAGAAAAGCACCUCCAAGCGACAAUACUAUAGUAUUGGAGCUUCAGGUGUGUUGGACUGAGUGUUACGUUCCAUUGCCAGCCGUGCAUACGGUAUAAGUAUCCCGUUCAAGAUUAUCUCUCAAAGAAUGAGGCAAAAUAUUCGUCCAGUCCGCUUCGAAAUCGGUCUCACCACCGAUACCCCCACAACCUGCUCAGACUUGACAAAGAUUCUCAAUCGGCAGCUUCCAGGAGCGAACAAGAUUGCUGCUAUUUCCUCCUAUGGCAAGGCUGCUAUCCAUGACGCUGGUUCUACUAUUAAUAAUGAAACUGGGCGCUCCGCUAUGAAGCUCUGUCCGUCUCCCGGUACUGCUUCAAGUGGCGGCAACAACUCCUACCGGCUCGUAUCCGGCUGGAAUCAGUCAGACCAAGACAUGGAAGAUUGUGCACGCAUCUUCAAGCACGUGGAAAAAGCCAGUUCCAAAAAUGCGGUGGCUGCCCUGAACAAAGUGGUUGGACUUCGUGUUCAUGUGAUUGCACGUGGGAUGGAUUUCCCGGCGCUUGUCCGGCUUUGUCAGAACUUUUGCAAAUACGAGUCUGCCAUGGAUGUCUUGCUGCCUCAGUCACGUCGAACGGGAAGUCAUGCCAGCAACAAGUUUUUCCAGAGCAUCUCCGAGACUCUUGGGGGACAAGCAGCAGAAUCCACACUCAAGCACAAGCUGGAAAUGAUUGGCGCCUGCAGAAACACCGAGAGUCUUGUUGAAUUGGUCAACCCCCGUGGUUCUAGCUACAAGCUCAACCUGCGUCCAGUUAUUGCGCUGUCAACAAACAAUGCCACCGCCUCCUCGUCACCACCUUAUAUUGAGUUUCGGCAGCAUUCAUCCACCAGCAAUCCGCAAAAGAUGCAGGCAUGGGUUACCGUUUGCAAUGCCUUGCUGGAACGAGCCAUCUCCCACGGCAAAGCACCUCUUGCCUUCCAUGCGUCUCGAACCGUAGAUGAACAGGUGGAUACCUUCUUUUCUGUUGUUGUCAAGGAUCCCCAGUGCAAGACCUAUUUCGAAGAGCGCCGUGCAGCUUUGCAACGAGAAGGUCAAGACAACGCAGCUGCUUCUUCUACUACCAGCAGAGCUUCAUCCGACGCCACUGGGAAACCAACAAAGAAGCCCAAGACAACGGAAAUGGCAAAGGCGCAUGCCAAGGCAUCAAGGGAAGGCCAACGAAGAAACAAUGACAAUUCAUCAUCCAAGCUAUGUGGAUGCUGCUUCCAGGAACUCCCCAAGACAUUAGCCAAUGCCAAACAGACGUGCGCCUGUCAAGACAAUGGCCAUGUCUUUUGUGCUUCCUGUAUCCAGAGCUAUGCAAAGGAAGAAAUCUAUGGCAAUCACAAUGGAAAGUUGCUCUGUAUGGCACUUGGAGGCGACUGCAAGAGCGAACUAAACUCUCGACAACUAGAAGCAAUUCUGCCCAAGAAACACAAACUCAAACUGAAAGAGCUUCAAUUUGUGCGAAUGAGCGCUGAUACGCAAGGGCUUGUCAUGUGCGAGUGCCCCAAAUGUGGCUCGAGUGGAAUGAUUCCAAAGACCGAGAAAACUUUCUCGUGUCCUCUCGGGUCCUGUCGUUUUCAUUCUUGUCGCAGGUGUGCCGAAGAGGCUCAUCCUGGGCUCAAGUGCUCCCAAGUCGAGAAGCAGAACGUUCGAGAUGGGAGGACCCAGGUAGAGGAGGCCAUGUCGGGGGAACGUAUUCGGCAGUGUCCCAGCUGCCAUACUCGGAUCAUUCUUGGCGAAGGCUGCACGUGGAUCACAUGUACACAAUGCCGUCGAGGCUUCUGCUAUGCAUGUCGUGAUCCCCGUUGUACGAGCCACUACUGCAAUGGAAGGGUUCCUGAAAUGCAAGCUGUUCGGAAUGCCGGGGCUGCUGCCCUUUCCAGAGUUGCAGAUGACAAUGUUGGGCGAGAACUUGACGGCCUCGUGGAUCGCUUGACCUAAGAGCGACACUUAUGGUCUUGCUUCUUUUAAAAAGCAACAAGUCAAGAGCUCCUAGACACAGGCGUUCGUGAGCACUUGAGAUUUCUAUAGUAUGGAGUAAACACGUCGAGAGAAAGUGUAAAAGUUACUCUGAAAGAGACAGAGAUUUGUUUGUUCUUGGUUGGAGAGCUGGUACAAAGACGAUAUUGAUGUAUUUUUGGAAUGGGUGGAAGGUUCAGUGGAUGGUGCAUUGCGCUUGACUCGAGC